This is a messenger RNA of Epinephelus moara (kelp grouper), 3804 nucleotides long. RefSeq names its product lebercilin LCA5 (gene lca5). Lineage: Eukaryota; Metazoa; Chordata; Actinopteri; Perciformes; Serranidae. Gene Ontology annotation, cellular component: axoneme. The transcript has 10 exons. Gene Ontology annotation, biological process: intraciliary transport. Bases 611 to 3064 code for a protein of 817 amino acids. The record is from RefSeq and is a predicted model, not a curated record.
AUGCACAUAAUGCAUAAAUAAACUUACAGCUAUUUAUAUCACGACCAUGAUCACAACAUGCACAACAGCGCCACUGUGGUGUUACAGCGGUACUGCAGGGAGUGCUGCGGUUGCCAUGGUACAGCGUCGGCGGUGGACUGGAGCAAACCUCAAGGCGUGGACCUGAAAAAAUAGCAUCUGAACGCCUCUGGUUGUCAGGAUAUCUCCAUCUUAGUUUAACUGUGGAUAAUUACAGGACGGCGCGUUUCAGAAAUGACUGUUUGUAUCCAAAAAGGUUGGACGUCUGUGCCAUCGCUGCUUAUAUCCAACGGUAGCUAAGUUAGCUUAAGUUCAUGCUAGCUUGCUAGUAGUUGAAGCUAUGUGGCUAACAUUAGCUUUUCGAUUCUAAACAGGAAACCGUUUAUUGCUGGAAAAUUUUCGCCAACCAGACAAAUGCAGCAAGAUUUAAAGAGUGAAAACGGAACACGAGCAGAGAGCCUGUGACUUGGCUGCAUCGACUCUUUCAGCUGUUAGCGUUAUUAGGAGCCUCCAGGGACACUAAACACCAUGAAGCAGAAGAUGUGAAGGAUUAUGUCAGCAGAGAUGAUGAGCAUAUAAUGUAAACUAACCUAUGAGCAUUUGCUCUCAAAGUGACAACAUGGAAUCGGAAAACAUAGCUGACCCGUAUGAAGACAACCGGGAUCGAAGUCGUCAGUCACACCAGAGUACAAAGAAGGAUUCCCGAGCGUCGUCUUCCCAAAAACACAAAAAGAAGUUCCGGGACAAGAUCCAUGACGAGGGUGAAAAAGAAGGCUGUGCUGACAGUAGAUCGAAAACCCGAACUUGGCGUUCAGAUCCAGACCGGGACCAGAUAUCAGAUGGAGAGAGACGGAGAAGUAGUGGGUCGUUUUACUCAGAGGACUAUGAGAAUGAUUCACCCUCAGAGGGCUCGCUCACACCGUACUCCCAGUCCCGGACUCCAUCGCCUACCCUUCACAGAGGGGUGCGGGCAAAAAGGAUUUCUAACAGCCCCUUCUACAAGACAGGUGGUGUAGGGCGCCGAGGCGUGUCUCGCCCACAGCGUCUAGGUGGCCAGCCUCUGACUCAGCAGCAUCGCAAGGGAGUGCGCUCACAAAGCAAGGAGUCCACCCCCCCUAAAGAUCUGGACCUGGUGACCAAGAGGAUGCUCUCGGCCCGCCUACUAAAGAUCAAUGAACUGCGUAACUCCCUUGCUGAGCUCCAGCAGCGCACCGAUGAGCUGCAGAAGGAAAAUCGAAUUCUCAGACAGCUUCAGGUACGCCAAGAGAAAGCCCUGCAGCGCUACGAUGACACAGAGAGCGAGAUUUCCCAGCUGCUCGCGCGCCACAACAACGAGACCCACGUGCUGCGCGAGCGGCUCAGGCGCACUCAGGAGCGGGAACGGGUAGCCGAGAGGCAGAUGAAGGACAGCGAGGAGCAGCUGCAAAGGAGUCGGGCGACCAUCGCGCGACUGAAGAAGCUUGUAGACCAGCGAGAGUUGGGAGCUAGAGACGAGCUGAGCCGCAGGCUGGAGGAAGAGAAGACGCGGGCUCAAGAGGCAGAACGAAAGAUUAAGGAGCUGGAGCGCAGCAUGGAGCUGAGCAACAGCAGUUACCAGAGGCAACUGGCUGCAGAGAGGAAGAAGACAAUCAGUGCCCAGGAGGAGAUCAGGACUCUGCAGGAAGAGCUGGAACGACUGACCAAUAAACUCAAGGAGAAGGAGAGAGAGCUGGACGCUAGGAACAUCUACGCCAACCGCAUGAUGAAACCCCCAAUUAGAAAAGAUGUUGACAGUGGCACGAAGCGGAAAGUCCCCAGCAGGAGCAGCACCAAGGCGGUGCAGGCUAAAGACAGGGCGUCUAGUCUGGAUUUCCCCACACCUCCCCCUGCCAUCACCGAUGCCAAUGAGUACACCGAACAGACACCUGACGAAUACCUAUCGCUCAAGCAGGAGCUCGACAGCGCGGACAGACAUGCAGAGACAGAGGACAGACAUCAAAAGUGGGAACAGCAGAAGAUGAGAGAUGGAGAAAAGGAGAAGGAGUUGGUGAAGGAGAAAGAGAGAGAGCAGGAGAAAGAGGAGAAACGGCAAAUCAACCAGGAGCUUAAUGCCCUCGAGGAGAAGGCAAAGACACUAAGAGAUGGCUGGGAGAAAAAGAAAGAGGAAGAAGACAGAAAGAAGACAAGCCCCCUGUUCGACCGGGAGGAAGAGAACAACAGGAAGCGUGGCCAUGUCCAGGAAGAGGUGGAGAGGUGGAACCAGGAGGUUCUGGCCAAUCAGCAAGCAGCAGCGGAAGCACGUCGUAAAAAAGACCAGCUGCUGGCUAAGAUGCGUGAAAUAGACCAUCAAGACCACAGAGCCCAGGAUGCCAUCUUCUCUGAGUCUAGUCCCUCUGAGUCCAAUAAGGCUGCCAGUAACCAUUAUUCUCCUCAUCCUCCUGAGCAGAGGAACCAUAACUCUUCCAUUUUUAACCUCACAGAAUCAGAGGAUUUGGACAGUUUGCGCACCGGUGCUGGAAGCAGGGACGGCGGAAGGAGAAGAUCAGGCAUGGAGGGCGGAGCUGCUUUACCAGGAAUGGGGAGGCGAGGGCUACGGCCUCAAAUCUCCAACGACGACUUGGCAUUCGGAAGCUACGCACCUUCUUUCGGACAUUCGGCUUCUCGAGGCUCCUCAGGCUUCCCUCCACCUCCACCUCCACCCAAAGAGGACAGGGACUCUGCGUUAGAAGCAAUAGGUAUCUUUAGUCUCAGAGGGACGGAGACAGAGAAAGAAAAGGAGACAGAAAGAGCAGGGAAGGACAGGAAGUCUAGCCUCAUGCAGCAGCUAUUUGGCGCCGUGGCAACACCUGCUGGUGACAGCGUGAGCACCUCCAAUAAAAUGGAGGUCCUCAACAGUCCUCCAACGACCAAUGGAGUGCGUUCAAGAAGGGACGGAUUGCUCAGCUUCAACUCAGGGUCCAACACGCCUCCAGCGUCCUCCUUGAACACUGUGCACAUCGCAGAUAGCAGGCCUGCCGUCCGUGCCAUCACAUCAUUCGAUGAUGACAUAGAGGAACUUACUUUAUGAAGAUAAUUUAGAUAAUACUAUCUGACUCAUUUAACUUGUGUGACUGUUUAUGUUUUAUGUAGGACAUUUCUAAUUUAAUGUGAUCUUCAAGCAUUCAGGUGCAUGUGCGUAGACACAUGGAUGACAAAGAUAGUGUUUCUAAACUGGUGUUAUAGGAUUUUGACCCUUUGCACUUCCUAGUGUCGUGGAGACGGUGGCUUUUACUGGUAGUUUAUGUAACCAGCAGAAGGAUAGCAGCGCCACAACACACAGAAUCCCUUCUUCUAUAAUAUGUUUCCAAUUCUAAAAAGCAAGCAGUACAAUCACAAGGCAGUGGCGCCCCCAACUGAAGGCCAGGGAUGGACCAUGGCUACCUUGAUACAAAAGCUGUGGAAGGCUCAUUUUUACGCUAGCGUUAAGGUACUGGUAUCUUCAACCUAAGACAUCCAUUUGUACUAACUAUGUCGGCAAACCUUGUUGGGAAGGAGGCCAAAUAAUGCUCCAAAGGGAGGCAAAAUUUUGGCGAGGGAACAACUGGCAUGGCCACUUCACCCAAGAGUCUCCAUUUAACUUGUGAAGGCUUGUUCCCAGUUCAAUGUUUUGUUAGCUCCAUAUUGACUUAGCUUCCAACUAGUCUAUGUACCUUAACAGCAUUAUGGAAUUCCUGAAAUUAACUGGUUUUGGUGUGGCACGCCAAGCUUUUCAGUGGCCCCAUCUGGCCUCGUCUACGUGGGGCGCCAUUGACAUGAUGAAACAGACCU